AUCGUCGCCGUCCGAUUACCUUCGCUAGACUUCGGACUGAGAAUUCAGAUAUUUUUUUAGCAGAGAAAAAGUUCUCUCCUUUUAGCCAAGGAUUCAGAUGUUGAGAAUUCGAAUUCUCCAGCUCCUUCACUGAGACACAAAAGACUCUCUGUUUCCUCCGUGGGUUCGACCAACGUGAGACAAAGAGAAAGACACAGAGAAGAAAAUCGAAAAUAGAAAAUGGGUGAGGCUGUGCUGAGUAGUGAGGACAUGGAAGCGAAACUGAAAGCAGAGGGUGAAGCGAAGAAAGACAGGGUAGAGACAGAGAAGAAGGACGGGGGUGAGUGUGAUUCUUCAGUUGGGACAAUGAGGUGGGAUAAGCUGUUGCCUACCAUGAACAUGAGGGUCUUGUUGGUCGAAGCUGAUGACUCCACCAGGCAUAUUAUAGCUGCGCUUCUUAGGAAAUGUAGCUACAGAGUUGCUGCUGUACCUGACGGCUUAAAAGCGUGGGAGAUACUGAAGGCACGACCGCAUAACAUAGACCUCAUACUGACAGAAAUAGAUCUGCCGUCAAUAUCUGGAUUCGCUUUGCUUUCGCUAAUCAUGGACCAUGAGAUCUGCAAAAACAUUCCUGUUAUAAUGAUGUCCUCCCAAGAUUCAAUUAGCACAGUUUACAAAUGCAUGAUGCGAGGUGUUUCUGAUUAUCUCGUUAAGCCGAUUAGGAAGAAUGAGCUGACAAAUCUAUGGCAGCAUGUUUGGAGGAGGCAAUCUUUAACCAGGAAUUGCCCCCAGGAUGAGAGCGUUGGACAACAAAAAAAUGAAGCCACUUCUGAAAAUGAUGCAGCAAGCAAUCAUUCGAGUGGCUGUGGGGCUUCUGUGCAAAGAAACAAGGAGAACAUGGAGAAAGGGACUGAUUCUCAGAGCUCAUGCACGAAGCCGGACUUUGAAACUGAGAGUGCCCCGGUGGAUAUGCAGGAAUUUUCACAGCAAAUACAGGGCCAAAAUUUUCUGGGUGACUUGAGAAUGCAAAAAGAUGAAGCAAACAUCAAUUUUGGCGAGAAAUUUGUUAUGCACAAAAAUGCAGCUAGAGGGCCAACUGUUGAUGCCUAUGAGGACAUGGACACAGCAAUUUCACUAGGCGAGGGUGUCAGUCCAGAAAGUCAUAGGAGGGAUGCUAAUAUGGCUAGUGAAGCUUGUGACAAUAACGAUCUCCUUGUCAACUCUUCUAAAGAUGCCACUGACUUUUUUGGAGUAUUUAAUAAUUAUCCAAACAGAAACCAGAGAAAUUCUGCUUCAAGUAAUAGACCUAGAACUUUUGAUUCUGCUCCACACUUGGAUCUCUCCUUGAGAAGAUCCGAUUCCAGUGGCUUUGAGAAUCAAACUACUGAGAAAAGGCAUACUCUUGGCCAUUCUAAUGCCUCAGCCUUUUCAAGAUACAUCAACAGGCCAAUGCAGCCCCAGAGUACAACAUUGGCUGGUGUUUGUGAUGAACAAAAGGCACAUGAAACUAAAUUUGAAAAGCAAGCAUCCAAUACAAAUGCUGAUUGCGAUACUCCUGGUACAGCUUCAAGUAUUCCCAGGAGUAUUAUCACUCUAGCUACAGGACAAUCUAACCAAUCCGAAAUUGGAACAUCAUGCCAUGAGCAGAGACUAUUUCCUCUUCCAAUUCCUGUGAAAGGUAUAAGGUAUAAUAAUCUAGGCAAUGGGUAUGGUACUAAUGCAUUUUAUCCGGCAAAUCUUCAAAAAGAUAAAUCAGAGCAAGUAUACGGCACAUUGUAUCAACAUGCCAAAGCUCCCUUGGACCAAACUUUGCACAAUCAGGAUCAAAGAUUUGAUGAGGACCGAGGGCAUGUUUCUUCAACAACAGAUCAGAGUGCAAGCGGUAGUUUCUGUAAUGGUACUGCAGGUCAUCUUAAUACCAUGGGUUAUGGAAGUGCUUGUGGAAGUAAUAGCAAUGUUGAUCAGGGAGCUAUAUUUAGGACUGCCCCAGAGAGCAAGAAUGAAGACACUUUCUUUACUCACAGUGGAAAUUCUCAUCGGUCCAUCCAAAGAGAAGCAGCUCUAAACAAGUUCCGCUUGAAGCGGAAAGAUAGAUGCUAUGACAAGAAGGUUCGUUACGAGAGCAGAAAGAAACUUGCAGAGCAGCGUCCCAGAAUAAAAGGGCAGUUUGUUCGUCAAGUGAAUACUGAUCCCUUACCUGCAGAAGCAGAUGUCAAUGCAUAUGAUAGUUAACUACAUAGUUUCUUGUACUUGAAGUUAAUUAAGAUAGCAGGAUGAGUAGUAUAGCUCCAGUACACCAUUUUCAGUUUUUGAAUCUGAUUCCAAGAAGCAAAGAUGAAGAGAAAAAUACAGGCCUGAAGAUGCUUCUGACAUCACUUCCAUAUUCAUCUUGUUUGUGGAUAUCCGUUAUUAACUCAUAUUAUCACCGUAUCCCUUGUAAAAUAGGGUUGUAAAUAUUUUUUGUUUCCUUUAAAAUUUCCUUAGGGCUGCUUUAGUCAUUCAUAGGUUUGUUCAUUCAGAAUUUCAGAUCUUAGUUUAUAUACAGACUUCAUUUAUAUACUUGUAAUUUGAGACGGCAAGAAGGAGAAGUGUUUCAUUUAACAGAGGAAAGUGCCAAAA
Molecule: messenger RNA, 2598 nt
Organism: Prunus mume (Japanese apricot)
Lineage: Eukaryota; Viridiplantae; Streptophyta; Magnoliopsida; Rosales; Rosaceae
Gene: PRR5
Product: two-component response regulator-like protein
Biological process (GO): phosphorelay signal transduction system; cytokinin-activated signaling pathway
Molecular function (GO): protein binding
Source: RefSeq, a predicted model, not a curated record